AUGGGGCCACUAUUCCUCCCCCUCUCCUCCAUCGACCGCGCCGCCAACGCGCGCGUCUCCAUCGAAUUCAUCCAGGUCUUCGGCAGCGGCGGCAGCGGCGGCAGCGGCGGCGCCGUCGCCGCCAUCAGAGAGGGCUUCGCCCGCGCCCUCGUCUCAUACUUCCCUGUCGCCGGGAGGAUCGUCAAGAGCGUCCCCGGCGAGCCCAUGGUCGAGUGCUCCCGCGACGGGAUCUGGUUCGUGGAGGCGGUGGUCGAUUGCGCCCUGGACGACGUGAACCAGCACGCACGGAGCCGGCGCUGCUCUCGGCCGGAGGCCCUCGGCCGGCUGCGCCCGGCGGAGCUCCACCCGCGGCUCCGCUCCGCGGGCCGCGUGCACCGUUAA
This is a messenger RNA of Ananas comosus (pineapple), 381 nucleotides long. Its product is annotated as acyl transferase 9-like. The transcript has 2 exons. The record is from RefSeq and is a predicted model, not a curated record. Bases 1 to 381 code for a protein of 126 amino acids. NCBI's taxonomy places the organism in Eukaryota, Viridiplantae, Streptophyta, Magnoliopsida, Poales, Bromeliaceae.